GACGGAGACAAGCACUUAGAUGACACACAACCUGUGACCUGACCCAUAACUGUUGUAUUUCCAUACGUAUUGAACAUUUUAAUGUCAUUUGUUAAUUUCACGAGCAAUGUUUCCUGCGUUUUUAGCUUCCUUUUUUGUUUGCUUUUUUCGUUGAAGCUCCAGCUUCACCAGAGACGUACCGGUGUUGAAACUAAUUGAACCAAAGUGGAGCUUGAUGUAGGCAUCUUGUGCACUUGUCUUGGGAUAUUCACUAAUUUUGAAUUUGUGUUAUUAUUUUGUUAUAAUUUGCAACAAGUAAGAUUCUGAACAGAGCAUUUUCUUUUCAGUGUUACCGAGUUUUACAAUUUCUUUCUUUAUACUCCUCUGACCUCUAAACUUAGCAUAUAGCCGACUUUAGCUCGAUGCUAACUGUCUGUAAACUCAUUUGAUACUUUCAUUAUUCAUUCACUUUGUUUAAUGCACCAUGGAAGAAGAGGCCUUCACCAACAUAAGUGGCAAACCCAUAUCUCUGGACUGCCAGACUCACUCCAGCUUUUGCAGGGAGUUCACUGUUAGCUCACCCAAAAUGUCAAUCGGUAAGGUGAUGGUCUAUACCUGCUCUGUGUGGCUGCUAGCUUAUGCAGUGUUCUUCUUUACACAGAACACGGCUGUUCUCACCAGCGCCAUAUUCAUCACCCUCGUGGGUAUGAUGCUUCACAUCCACAUUGUAAAAGUAGACCAUGAGUCCCUUCUCGUCAUUGGCUCUUUGGGCAUACAGGUGUCCUCCAGCUACGCUUCAGGCCGUGAAAUAACCACUUUCAUCGAGAUGAGCAAGAUUAAAGAUAUUGUCAUCAAUGAAGCUAUUUACAUGCAUCAGAUCAUCUACUAUCUAUGUGUACUGUUGAAGGACCCUUCACAUGGUAAUUCACUGUCGGGUGUUGUGCCCUUGUUUCAGAGUUCAAAACCACGACUCAACUGUUUGGAAAAGGUUUAUAAAAGCUGCCAGGAGAUUCUUUCAAAGUGCCAGUGACAUACUAGUCCUAUAUAAACAAUAUUUUGGGGCAUUCAUUGUGAAUGCUGAGCCGAUAUGUACUUUAUCCUUGUCUUAAGACUACUUUAGACUACGUUUGUGCCCAAACUUUUAACUUUAUAUUAUGUUAAAGCCCCAGUUUCUUUCUUAUUUAUGUAUUUAGUUAGGAACUGACCAAUUGGACUGAUUUUUGUAAGAAUUCCUACUAUGUAUUAUUUUGAAAAAUAAUUUACUAUAACAUUUUUAAAACUGCUGCUUGUUUUUUGUAGCUUGACCCAUGUUUCCCAGUAGGGGGCAGCACUGCAUUAAAUAAAAUCUCUGGAAACCAUUGUUCAUGACUUAGUUCUUAGAAGUUCUUGGGAUGUACACACAAGUCAUUCUGGUCUGUAUUUGUUCACAUUGUUGACUAUGUUGGCUUUCUGAGUUUCUCUUUGUUCUCUCUGAAGAUUUAUCAGCAGAUAUUACAGGGUCAAUGUUUUUGUACAUGUAGCGCAUUAUAUUUUAGAUUGGCACCCACACCAUCAUCCUAAAAAUACAUUUUCACUUCCUCAAAUACCGUUCCUUCAUCGCGUAGAGACACUGUCACAUUUAUCAUAGAUGGCUGUUACUGUUACUUGUGUUUCCGUUUAUAAGCCUGACCUGUUUUCCAAGUGUUAGCAAAGGUUGCCUCAGACCAAAUGACGGUUGUAAAUAAAGGAUCAGGUUCUGAGGGAAUUUUACUGCACAAGAAUAGCAUUAAAAAGCGCUCUGGAUUGUCAGAUUGUUUACUUUAUUUCAUAUUGCAGUGUUAAAGAACAUAAAUAGUGACUUGAAAAGAGUCAUCCAAUUAAUUUUUCUGUGCAAUGAAACUUAUUUGUUAAUGCCAUUAAAUUCUGCGUCCUUGUGCGCUG
This is a messenger RNA of Melanotaenia boesemani (Boeseman's rainbowfish), 1899 nucleotides long. RefSeq names its product phosphatidylinositol glycan anchor biosynthesis, class H (gene pigh). NCBI's taxonomy places the organism in Eukaryota, Metazoa, Chordata, Actinopteri, Atheriniformes, Melanotaeniidae. The transcript has 4 exons. The record is from RefSeq and is a predicted model, not a curated record. Gene Ontology annotation, biological process: GPI anchor biosynthetic process. The coding region runs from base 464 to 1009 and encodes 181 amino acids. Gene Ontology annotation, cellular component: glycosylphosphatidylinositol-N-acetylglucosaminyltransferase (GPI-GnT) complex.